AAUUUUGAUGCAGUAUAUCCUGAAGAGACUCAGUGUUUGGAAAGCACCUGGAGAGAACAUAUUUUGAAGUUCCUGGAAUAGAUGGCGGUGGUUUAGCUGAUGCUAGUCUCACAGAUUCCUACUUUAGUACCAGCUUCAUUGGCGUUAAUGGAUUUGGAAGUCCUGCUGAAGCAAAAUAUCCCAUGAUGCAGAGGAUGACAAAUAGCAGCAGUUCCCCUAGCCUUCUCAAUGACAGUGCCAAGCAAUAUGCAGGCCAUGACCCACUGACUUCACCAGCUUCUUCCUUAUUUAAUGACUUUGCUGCCCUCAGUUUAUCUCAAAGGAGAAAGCCAAGGAAGUAUCGACUGGGGAUGCUGGAGGAGAGGAUAGUUCCGGUGGGAUCAAAGGCACGAAAAUCAAAGAACGCUAUUGGCUGUCUGGCUGACAGGUGUAAAACAGGAGUACCCAUCAAUAUGGUUUGGUGGAACAGAGUCACAGAAAACAAUUUUCAGACACCAAAUCCUACUGCAAGUGAGUUUAUUCCAAAAGGAGGAUCAACUUCCAGGCUGAAUAAUGUGUCUCAGUCAAGUAUGUCUGCCUUCUCUCAAGCCUUGUUCUCUCACCCCUCCAUGGGAAGUCCUGCUACUGCUGGACUAGCUCCAGGAAUGUCACUGUCUGCAGGAUCUUCUCCUCUUCACUCUCCUAAAAUUACUCCUCACACAUCUCCUGCUCCUAGAAGAAGAAGUCAUACUCCAAACCCAGCAAAUUAUAUGGUGCCUACUAGUGCCUCUACUCCUGUUACUAAUGCUGUCUCCCAGCCUCCAUCUACUGGCCAGGUGAUUCAGAAGGAAACUGUGGGUGGAACAACAUAUUUCUACACUGAUACAACUCCAGCCCCUCUCACAGGAAUGGUAUUUCCAAGCUAUCACAUUUACCCUCCCACUGCACCUCAUGUUGCUUAUAUGCAGCCCAAAGCAAAUGCACCUUCCUUCUUCAUGACAGACGAGCUCAGACAGGAGCUGAUCAACCGACAUUUAAUAACAAUGGCUCAGAUUGAUCAAGCAGAUAUCCCUGCAGUCCCUACAGAAGUUGACAGCUACCACAGCCUUUUCCCUUUAGAACCACUGCCACCACCCAAUCGGAUACAGAAAACAAGCAACUUUGGGUACAUUACAUCAUGCUACAAAGCUGUAAAUAGCAAAGAUGAUCUGCCAUAUUGCCUUCGGAGGAUACAUGGUUUCCGUCUUGUUAACACAAAGUGCAUGGUAUUGGUUGACAUGUGGAAAAAAAUUCAACACUCAAAUAUCGUAACUCUGCGUGAAGUGUUUACCACUAAAGCAUUUGGAGAACAUUCUCUUGUGUUUGCAUACGAUUUUCAUGCUGGAGGAGAGACUAUGAUGAGCAGACACUUUAAUGACCCUAGUGCUGAUGCCUAUUUUACUAAAAGGAAAUGGGGUCAGCAUGAUGGUCCUCUGCCCCGGCAGCAUGCUGGGUUACUACCAGAGUCUCUUAUUUGGGCAUAUAUUGUGCAGCUCAGCUCUGCACUGAGGACCAUUCAUACAGCAGGAUUAGCAUGUCGAGUUAUGGAUCCAACAAAGAUUCUAGUAACGGGCAAAACAAGGUUACGAGUGAAUUGUGUUGGAGUCUUUGAUGUUUUAACAUUUGAUAACAGUCAGAAUAAUCCACUGGCACUAAUGGCUCAGUUUCAGCAAGCAGAUCUGAUCUCACUAGGAAAAGUUGUGUUGGCGUUGGCUUGCAAUUCUUUGUCAGGAAUUCAGAGAGAAAAUUUGCAGAAAGCUAUGGAACUGGUGACAAUCAACUAUUCCUCUGAUCUGAAGAAUCUGAUUUUGUAUUUGCUGACUGACCAAAAUAGGCUUCGCAGUGUAAAUGAUAUCAUGCCUAUGAUUGGUGCACGAUUCUAUACUCAACUGGAUGCUGCUCAAAUGAGAAAUGAUGUUAUAGAGGAAGACCUUGCAAAGGAGGUGCAGAAUGGAAGGUUGUUUAGGCUUCUAGCAAAAUUAGGAACAAUCAAUGAGAGACCAGAAUUUCAGAAAGACCCAACUUGGUCAGAAACUGGAGACCGCUAUCUACUGAAGCUCUUUCGGGAUCAUCUUUUCCAUCAGGUGACAGAAGCAGGCACUCCUUGGAUUGACCUCAGUCACAUUAUCUCAUGUCUUAACAAGUUAGAUGCUGGUGUGCCAGAAAAAAUAAGCCUCAUUUCCAGAGACGAGAAGAGUGUACUUGUGGUAACUUACAGCGAUUUAAAACGCUGCUUUGAAAAUACUUUUCAAGAACUAAUUGCAGCCGCAAAUGGUCAGUUGUAGUAUUUGCUGAAAGCAUGCAGGACAUUGCUGAGGAACUUAACCAAUAGCAAAUUGCACUACAACUGAACUGUUGUCAUCUCAUUUCAUAUUUGGGAAACAAACAGGAGAUGAGCAAAGCUGCUUGCACUUCAGUCAGGUACACUGUUACUUGAAGGGAAGAAUGUUUCAUUUAUCCUAGAGCUAUGGCUGCCAUUGGAGGCUUUAUCUGUGAAGAAUUUAUUUUAGAUUAAGGAACACAUCAGGUGCAUGAUGUUCCUGCUUUUAUUUUUUCCACUUGUAUAUGCACUAAUUUUAAUUUUUUUAAGACUCUUCUGAUCUCUGAUGUUUUGCCACAUUGUAUACUUAUUAAGGGAAACUCUUUGCAAGGACAUUUCUGGGAUACAUUUUUGUCGCUGAGGAUAUUGCUCAAUUUAUUCGUUUUGAUAUUAUUUGCACCCAGAAUAGCAUAAAGGACCAGGGAAAUAAUUUCAUAGAAAUUGUGCUCUAUAAAUUAGAGUUUAGUUUGUAAUCUCUGUAAAAGUGUGUUGUAUGCAAGCUCUGUAUGCCACCCACUGUUAGUUGACAAACCAACCAGAAGAUGCAUAUUUAACAAACAAACAAAAAAAUCAAGUAUCAGUGAAUUGACAUGUAUAAAAUCCCUUCUCAUUUAAGCCUUGUCUAAGCAACGUGACAAAAUAGCAACCUUUGAAACACCUAUAAUUUAAGGGGCAUAUCAGAUUUGCUCUAAACACAACCAGCGCCUUUAAAAACUGUUUGUAUGUUUUCCUGCUAGUCAGCUGCAUUUACAUUUAUGCAAUUUUUUUAACAGAAUUUUUUUUAAAGAAAUUGUGUUAAAUGCCUGAAGUUUCGGGAGUGUAUUACUUUAGGUUAUUUACAGUAUAAUUUUUGUAUAAAGUUCUGUUCUUUGAACCACAGCUUUGUUAUGGUACUCUACACUGGAUACAGAAACAAAGACACUGUUAAGAAGAUUAAACACAGCAGUUGUCUGGCAUCAAGAGCUUUUGAAGUUUUACAACCUGAAUCUGGAGGGAUAAUGAUCUGCUGUGCCUUUGCAGUCACUGCUUAGCCCAAAGUAAUAUUACUUUUGAUAAUACUCAACACAUGAAUAUUCCUGAAGUAAUUCAGUCUGGAAUUUUCCUCCUCAAUUAACUUUCUAAUAUUUGGACAUGCAGUUGUCUCUCCAAACUUGGGUUUUCCUGGGAUUUAUAGUAAAAGAUAAACACCUACACUUUGAUAUUGAAGACUGCCAAAUAUGUAGGAAUUUCCUUUCGUAAAGCAGUAGUGAAGACUGUAUCUAUCCUUUCCCAGCACUGAAUAUUUUAAUAGCACUGGGUGCUCACUAUGAAGAAAAUGUGGAAACUCAAAAGGUCAGGACAGACUCUAAGCACUUGCAACUGAUGUUACUGGCAUCAAUUUUAAUAAUUCUCAAUAUUUGUAGUUUCCAGAGAAGUUUUUAAUAUUUCUCUGUCCACUUUUAUAAGCUUUAAAAUGAUUCUCCGCCUUGAGACUUGCAUCAAGAAAAGCAACUCUCUUCACAUCGAAAGCUUUGAAGACUAGGGACGUGCUUUACAUAUUUUAGAAAAUGUGGUUUUGUCCGCAUUUGGUAGCAUCAGUUGUUGAGUUAAAAAUCAAUUAUUGUUGCAUUUGUUCUGAGUGAAUUUUAAAAGGAACAUAAUGUUUAAUAUUCAAAGGAUGACAAUUGCCACAAUAUUGUUCUUUUUCUUGUAAAAGGAACAGGAACUUUGAGAAGUGAACAUGCAAAACAGUCUUUUAUCAUUAGCUCAUGUAUUUGAGGAAGAGCAGCUGUCUUUUAUAUGUUUUUUGACAAAUCAUAUUGUAAUUCUUUUGUACAAAAAAGUACUUGUAUACUAGAAGAAAUAUGAAAUGCUUAAUUUAUAAGCGGGCUGAGGUUUUUUCCAGUAUUGUUUUCUUUGAAAAUGAAAAGGGAUCAUCUGUUCAGUUGUGGGGUUUGGGAACCUUUGGAAAAUUUAAUUUGUGGACCAAUAUAUUGUGAAAGUUCAGGCAGGGGUAAAGUAAGGCUUGAAUUUCUCAUCCCUCCUAGACCAGCAAACCAUCCUCUGAGACAAGUCUAGAAUGCAAACUUACAUGUAUUUGCAUAAUGUCAAUUUGCUUCAGCCCCUAGUAACCUCAGGACUUGGUUUAAAAAAAAAAAAAAAAGUAGACAGCUAAUAAGUUUUCAUAAGUAACUAAUGUCAGCCAGAAAACAUUUGGUGUCAGGUAAUACAUAAAAGAAAUAAUUGUUGAGCUUUGUUUUCUAUUUAUUUCAUUUGGUCCAUAUUUGGGAAUGAUUUGAACAGUCUGAAGUCUGCUUGGGUGUUUUUUGGGGAGAGCCCUUCUACCACAUUUUAAUUCCAUUAAGAAGGUUGUCCUAAAGUUAUAAUCUCUUCCAUUCCGAAGAAGAGCUGUAUGUGUAUAGUUAAAAAAACAAAAACCACCCAGGACAUACCCUUCCAUGUGGGAAAUUGUGAUCUUCCUAUCUUUACAGCUAAAAGCACAGAAAGGACAACCUUUUGAAAUCAUGUGAUGUUGGUCGUUUUAAUUUUUGCACCUGUUUUAAAUUCUGUCUAUGUAUUUACUACGCUGUAAAUGUUUUGUUGAGGGUACCUAUGUAUUUUUAUUUUUUCUGGCCCUCGUUUCAGUAAUUCAAUUGUCAACAGCUUCCCCUAAAAAGCACCAGUAUGUUAAGUUCUGUCAUGAUCCCAAUAUAUGUUACCCAUCUUUAAUCCUGUUUUCAUUCUUCAUGUGUACAGCAGUAUUUUUAAUAAAGAAUACCAGAAAUAA
Molecule: messenger RNA, 5105 nt
Organism: Gopherus evgoodei (Goodes thornscrub tortoise)
Lineage: Eukaryota; Metazoa; Chordata; Testudines; Testudinidae
Gene: PAN3
Product: poly(A) specific ribonuclease subunit PAN3
Exons: 19
Coding region: 183-2303 (706 amino acids)
Biological process (GO): mRNA processing; nuclear-transcribed mRNA poly(A) tail shortening; protein phosphorylation
Cellular component (GO): P-body; PAN complex
Molecular function (GO): ATP binding; poly(A) binding; protein kinase activity
Source: RefSeq, a predicted model, not a curated record